AAAAGACACUCGAGCAGCUAUGUAUAUGCGAGGCGGGAGGUGGGAAAGAGAGAGAGAAGUCACAACAGCUUGAGGAGCGACCGGCGUGCUCCAGUUUCACUCUGACAGGCGGAGGGGAGCGGCGCGCUCCCUUUUACGCACAGCCAACACUACCGCGGGCCAUUGGAGGAACACUCCGCUGCGCUUAGCCUCACUUCACAGUGCGCGACACGCAAACGCAGCUGCACAGACGCUCAACAUUUGGAUACUUACCUGGGAAAAGCCUUUUAAAUCUCCGUAAACCGGAUUGGUAGUGCACACGGGCUUUUCACUUUUUGGAAGCUUUCGUUAAAUUCCUCAGAUUGAACUUUCAGAAGAAGACUUCUCACUCACUGUGAGACUUUCCCCGCUCAGCCAUAAAAGCAUCCACGCUGACUGGAGGCAGGACUGAACAGGGGGCUGAGAUUGCGCAAGGCCAGGGGGUGGCGCGGGGAGGCCGAGGCUGGACUCAGCCACAGAACGAGGUCUCGUAGGGGGGGAGGAGGUGCCUCCGGCCGGCCCCACGCAGAUGGAAUCUUCACGUUCGCUCCACCAUCAGAGCAGACGGUCAUCUCGGAGCUCCUGCAUGCUGUGACGACAAGGCGUUAAAAACAUGACACGCUGCGGCGGAUGCACAAGUCAAUCGAUGACACGGCGGGGGGCACGGACCGCUCCCGACCCCCCGUGCGCGCGCCUCUGCACGUCGUCCGGCGGGACCCGAUGGAGGAAUCGGAGGAAGGAGGCACCAGAGACGACCUCUGUGAUGUUGGCAAAGGUGCUACUGUGGGUGCUCCUGUUUCUGUUGCCUCUGGUCGACGGAGCUCGCGUUAAAGCCGGUGCUGCCGGUGCAGGAGUGGACUCGGGUCACAUGGCGGGCCUGCUGGGAGGCCAGAAGAAGCGUCAACUUCAUGUGACGCUGCCAGAGGUGAUGGAGGACGAGGCGCAGGAAGACGACGACGACCCGUACUCUCCAUGGCAUCCUCUUUAUGACCCUUUGGUCAUCGAUGAAGCGGACGAUCAUCCGAGCACUCGCUGGGCGGGCCGCACGCCACGUUCCUCGGACCCCUCCGAACCGCAACCGAAAGGCUCGCCUAAAAAAAAGAAGAAGAGGAAGAGGAAAGAAAAGGACGAGGCCGAGGACGCGGUGAAGGGAGACGGAAAAGGCCGUGGUAAAAACAAGCAGCCGAAGCAGAGCAGCCGGGACUGCCGGAUAGAGAAGCGAGAGAUGAAAGUCCGCGAUCUGGGACUAGGCUUCGACUCGGACGAGAUCGUCCUCUUCAAAUUUUGCGUGGGUUCCUGCCAGUCUUCCAGGACUAACUACGACCUGGCGCUGAAAGCUCUGAUGCAGAACGGCUCGCUCCUGCGACGUACCGCCCGCAAGGUCAGCAACCACCCGUGUUGCCGACCCGACCGAUACGAGCCAGUGUCCUUCAUGGACGCUCAGACCACCUGGAGGACCAUCCAGUCCUUAUCUGCUGCCAGCUGCAUUUGUAUGGGCUGAAGGAGCCGACAGCCAACUUGAGAAAUGCACCAAAGACAGAUGAAGGAGGAAGUGAUGGAGGCCACGUCCUGUUUUAGUUUUUUCUGUCAUGGAGAACGAGGUCUGGGUGCAGCUAAUGACUAGGCCAGUGUUUCUCAAACGUUAUUGAGCCAAGGCACAUAUUUUACACAAGAAACAUUCUCACAGCACGCCACCUAACUAAAAUGUAACCAAAAGUGGAUGCACAGGUUAGUCGUAAGAAUUCUGCCAUCUAGUGGAAGAGCUUUUCAAUUGUUCUGCCUGUCACUAUAUGCCGCUAGAUAGUUCAGCAAAGAUAAAUUAUUCAUAGUAAAUAAAUCAUUUACGAACAAGCGGCCUGAUGAGCUCUUACGGCACACUGGUUGGGAAUCACUGGCCUGGGGGCAAAGGUCACAAUCAGAGCCUAAGAGAAGGCUUUCUAUAAAGCUGUUUGAGCAUUUAUUCGAUUUCCUUGAUAUCCACCUUAAAGUACAUGUACUAGUACUCGAUGUCUUUACUGCUAAAACAUUUCAGCACUACAGCAACUCUUUUUUCCAUUCCUGCCUACCACCACUGAAUGACAUUACUGCACACUAGUAGGGCAGCUUUCGCACACUAGUAGGAAAUCUACACACUAGUGAGCCAAAACAGUUAACUAGUUGACAUCUACAUGCUACUAGUUGGAAUAAAUGCUCAAACAGCUUUCCGUAAAGCCGUUCGAGUAUUUAUUCAAUAUUCUUGAUAACCAGCUUAAGAUCCAUGUACUCGUAUGCUCUUUGUCCUCACUAGUAGGAAAUUAGGAAGUAAAACAUUUGACGAGUAACACACAGUCAAUCUAAUAGCAUGCUGAAUUGUCUUACUAGUUUAAGAGUGUCAAACGCAUUGUAGUUCAAAUGUAAAAGGGGCAAUACCACUGAAAUCUUACCAUACCUGAUAUAAUAGAAAAUAAUAGAUACAAAUUGUAGUAAUGAUUGUAUUUGAAGGCACAGAAAUUUAAGCCAUAGGUAUCUUGAACUGAAAAAUAUAGCAUUUCACUUAAAAAUGUAAUCAAUUUAUGAAGACCUAGGAAUUAUUACCAUUCCAUUUUUUACAUGAGCAUAAUAAUCUUCAAAAUUAUCCUUAGUCCCCACCACCACAAUGUUUUUUGUAUUUUUUCACUUUCAAAUUCAUCCUGUGAGCCGGAUUGUACCACCUAGCGGGCCAGUUUUGGCCCACGGGCCAUAUGUUUGUCACCAGUGCACUUGUGCGAACAAAGCCCGUACUAGUACACGGACCUUCAGCUGGAUAUCAAGUAUAACGAAUAAAUGCUCAAACAGCUAUCCACAGAAGGCCACCAUGGAGCCAACCAUAUGGAUUUCUUGUUACGAGACAACUCUUUUUCUUCUAUCCAGCGUUUGUUGCAGACUCACAGACUGGACGAUAUGAACGUGACUGCUGUGAUUUUUUUUUUACAUGCAUGACUGCCCAAAGUCUGAGACUCACGAGACAGCACGAGCAGCGACUGAGUGUUCAUCUUGGAAAACAAGCAAACAGACGGCGGUGAAAUGUUCAAUAUUUACAACUCACAGUGAUGCCAGCUCUUCCCAGAAGUUCAAUAACAAGUAAAUGGGUUCAAUGUUCAAGUGAGCUCAGCCAAAUGGAUGCCAUGCAUCUUCACGUAUUACUGUAUAAAAGUAAAAUAUAUUUAUUUCUGAUAAAUUAUUUAUUUAUUAUAGCUUCCCACGAGAGCUGUUUUAUUCCACUUUGUAUUGUAGAUGUAUAUCUAUUUAUUGCCAAAAAGUUGGAUUUCAUAUUAUUUUUGCUCCCGCCAUACACAAUGUACAUACUUCAUAAAGGUGCUGAAUCUCUUUUUCAGAGUAGUCCAAUGCCUCAAAAAAGAAGUCAGACUGAGUAUAGCAGAUGCACAGGCUGGAUUUGUUUUAGUGAAAACAACACCUUGAUAAAAUCUUCACUGCAAACUGACGUCCGGUCGAAUGUCAUUGUGUGCAUAAUAAAUAUCCUUGCUUAAAAGUACCUCACACACUUGAGCCUGAUGAUUGAUUGAA
Molecule: messenger RNA, 3561 nt
Organism: Phyllopteryx taeniolatus (common seadragon)
Lineage: Eukaryota; Metazoa; Chordata; Actinopteri; Syngnathiformes; Syngnathidae
Product: glial cell line-derived neurotrophic factor
Exons: 5
Coding region: 632-1519 (295 amino acids)
Molecular function (GO): glial cell-derived neurotrophic factor receptor binding; growth factor activity; receptor tyrosine kinase binding
Source: RefSeq, a predicted model, not a curated record